AUGGCUAGUAAUGAUUUGGGAUGGGGUUAUGGGAAACCAGUUGAAGGAAAGGGUAAUGCUUGGGUGGUAUGUGAUUUUUGUAAUUUCCUUUCCAAGGGUGGGAUUACAAGACACAAGCAUCACCUUGUUGGUGAUUCCCCCUCAGUAAAAAAAUGUACCAAAGUUCCAGUCGAAGUGCAGAAACGUUUUAAAGAUGAAUUUCAGAAAAGGAAACAACAUAAAGAAGAGUUGAACAAAAUACCUCACUUUAACGAUGCCAUUGUUGAUUUAGACGAUAAAGAUGAAGAAGAUACGACUAAUAGUGACUUUUUCCAUUCGAAAAGCAAGAGGCCCAUGUCGUCCAGUGGCUCAGCUGUAAACACAAAGAACCCCACGAAAGGGCCUUUGGAUGUGAUGUACCCGCCAUCUGAGAAAACAAGGAAGACAAAGGGGUACUUGGUUGGAACCUCUGAACAUAAAGAAUUCCACAAAAAGUUAAGACUUGAUGCGGUUCAAAAGAUAUGUCGUUGGAUGUAUGAUGCUGUUCAUCGGGGUGUGAACGUAACUGGAGCGUAUUUGAACAACUCCAUUCCAAAAAAAGAAACCGACUUGAAUGGCAAAAACUAAAUGAUUUAGUUUACAUAAAAUAUAAUCGGGCUUUAAGAAGGAGGUAUGAUAUGCGUGAUACGAUUGACCCGAUCAUCUUAGACGACUCUACCGUUCAAGAUCCGAAUGAUUGGUUGGAGGGGGAAGAAGAUGCUUUUGUGUUUGAAGGUGAUAACUUGACGUCGGGUGUAGUUGCGGAGGCUAUGGGGGGUGGAUGAGGAGCCUUAUGCUACAAGAAGAACGAGUAGGAGGAAAGAGGGUGUUGAGUCUAGCUCGCGAUCUAGAGGACAACAGUUAAUAGACGAAGAUGAAGAGGAAAAAUGAUGUUGAAGCUUAUAAAGAAGUUGUGGAAGAAGAAGUUGAUGAUGAGCCCGUAUACGAUGAGUUGGAUGAUUUGUGAAUCGUACUUUAGAGUCUAAGAUUAACACUUAUUUUUCUUUUUUUUUGGUGGUAUGCAUGUUUUAGAACUUAUUUGAGUUAUAGUCUUGG
Messenger RNA from Lactuca saligna, 1074 nucleotides. NCBI's taxonomy places the organism in Eukaryota, Viridiplantae, Streptophyta, Magnoliopsida, Asterales, Asteraceae. The record is from the annotation of a GenBank genome assembly.